This is a messenger RNA of Poecilia reticulata (guppy), 589 nucleotides long. Lineage: Eukaryota; Metazoa; Chordata; Actinopteri; Cyprinodontiformes; Poeciliidae. The record is from RefSeq and is a predicted model, not a curated record.
AUGAGAAUAGAGGCAAUUCAUACGGAAAACUGUGMAUCCACAGGUGAAGGUUCACUGGCUGGKGUGCAUGAAGAAACACAAGCUCGUGAGAUUUACGAGGAGAUGAAAAGUGCUGGGCAUCAUGGCGGACCAGUGUGGGUUGGAGGCAAMAAAASAUCAAAGAAUUCUUCUUGGUCCUGGGUGGAUUCCACUUUCGAUGAAUUUGCUAAGUUUUGCGAUAAGCAAAAUUCACACGAUGAGAACAGCUGUCUGGAGAUCUCUUAUGGUGCAGAUGACGACUCUGGAUGCCUGAGUGGCACGAAAUGUGACGWUAAGCUCCCGUCUGUCUGUGGCAUCCUGAUCUACUAGCUGAAAUGAAUCCUCAACARAUUCCAGUUAACGUGCCUCUUGGCCAUCACUCUGGCAUUUCUUACAUUUCCUUAAAUGUUUCUGCUCUGCUGCUUUAAUAUCACAAAAAACUGACCAAAACUAUACUAGAUACUAGUUUUAGUCCUUAGGCAAAGAUACCUUCUGCUUGUAGUGCAAGAGAAAGCAACUUAUCCUUUAACAACUUUCCAAAUAAAGUCUUUAGCAUUGAUAAAAAGUAAAA